AUGUGGCGGACGAACAAGAUCUUCAUCACGCGCAACACCCACGCCGCCCGGGCGGGUGGGGCACAGGAGCUGGCCGACGAUGGAGUCCCGCGAUCUGACAUCGCCGACUUGGGCCACUGGGCGCUCGACAAGCUUGCGAAGAGCUACAUCACGACCAUCCCGAAGGCCGCGGUGUUAAGAAAGGCCGGCUACACGGGCAAGUGCGGCGACUACCACCUCGGCCGCAGCUUGGUGACGCCCGACCCCAAGGUGGUGGCCCUCAUCGCCCAGCAUAUCUUUCCCUGGGCUGAAGCGGAACUGGACAAGAGUUCCAAGCUCUGCCGCGACCCCGACUUCCAAAAAUGGGCCAAGGACGUCAACCGGGUGGACCUCGAGACCAUCGCCACGCGCCGUACUCCGACCGAGAACCCCCAAGAGGUCGACCAGCUCACCAUGAUGCUGCACCGCCAGAGAGAGGAUGCCGCGAUCGAGAAGCUUGGGAUGCAGAAGCAGCUGGAGGAGAAGGACGCGGAGAUCGCGAGGUUGAUGCAGGCUCUCAAGCUGGCCGAGGCACGGCCGACUGCGCCUGCACCGCCGACCACAAGGCCGAUGACCGCCGCCGAGAAGGCAGCUUCCGUCAAGAUCGAGAAGGAACAGGACGACGACCUGACGUACGAGGUGAACGUCGUGCAUCCCUGGCGCACGUCCAAGACGGUCGAGGCUGCCUGGCGCUGGUGGAACAACCCGUCCAACUUCGACUCGCGUCCCUUGCGCGAACGUUACGACGAGCACAGAUUCCUCGUCAGACACACGCGCAUGAUCUGCAAGGUCGAAAAGGGCGACAAACCCGCAGCGUCGGCGAAGUCGGCGAAGAGCUCCCGUCCCACGACCGAGGUGGGUGAGAAGGGGAAAAACGAUGCGCUGCAGCACUGCACUCGCCGGAUGAGGCGGAUCAUGGAAGCGGUGCACGACUUGCGGCGGAGCGACGACGCCGCUGACACCGCCGCCGUCAUCAAGCUACUCGACCAUCUGGGGCGAGCGGGGCUUUCCACUUUCAGCGACGCGCUCUUGGUCCUCCGUGCAACCGCGCCCAUCAAGGUCCCCACCACAGCCGACGGAAAGUCGGUCGGCAUCAAGGGUCUGGACAAGCCGCUGGCGAGGAAGCUCGCCGUUGCGUGGGGCGUGGUCACGGCGGGCUACAUGGACGCUGACUAG
Molecule: messenger RNA, 1194 nt
Organism: Closterium sp. Naga37s-1
Lineage: Eukaryota; Viridiplantae; Streptophyta; Zygnematophyceae; Desmidiales; Closteriaceae
Source: the annotation of a GenBank genome assembly